Molecule: messenger RNA, 762 nt
Organism: Adineta ricciae
Lineage: Eukaryota; Metazoa; Rotifera; Eurotatoria; Adinetida; Adinetidae
Source: the annotation of a GenBank genome assembly
AUGCGUUCAAUUAUCACAUUCGAUCAACUGUCAAUCAUCAAAAUUAUUCAACAAGAGCAUGAACCCAUACACAUACUUGGUUUCCUUUCCAUUGAUCCAGUGGAGUUUGGCUUUUUUUCUCGGAAUUUAUCUGAUCAGCAGAAAUUUCAAGGAUUGAAUGCAUUUAACAACUAUUUUGAUAUAAUCACAUUAGCUCAAUUUGAAAGUGUGCUCGAACCAGAAGAACUGAAAGAACAGUUUGAAUCGUUCCGUCCUUCAGUUAGUAAUGUCGAAAUACAAGAACCAUUGUUUACAACUCGAAAAAUAAGUCAUGCUACUUCUCACUUUCGAUUUGGACAGGAUUUCUCCAAUGAACCCAUCGCAUUAUUCAUGAGUUAUCCAUCGAACUUCACAUUCGAUAUUAUUCUCGACGAGAUUAAGGAUCAACUCGAUGAUAGUGUAGAACAAUGGAAUUGGAAAGAAAUCAAGAAUCAUGGCAUUCCUGAUAAAGUGAUCAAACAUCCGAUCGAAUUUCGUCAUGCUACAUUACAAAUUAUUCCAAGUCGACAAACAUGUACAAGUGUUUUUAGAACAAACUUAAACAAUCCGUGGUGGGAGGGUGUCACUAUAUUAAACGGAAGUUGCUCUAAUUGUGGACAAAUUCAUGAAGAUAACAGAUGGAAAGGAGUGUGCGAAAAAUGCGAAAAAUAUGAACGCAUCAAGCCAAUAUGGUCUAUGUCGUUUGCCACUAAAAUCUGCUUUCGAAUGCAAUAUCUCCGAUGA